GCUCUGUUCUUAGUUUUCUGAAUCUGGUGUUGUCUUUCUUUCUUUGCAGAUCUGGGUUUGGAAGCUUUGGGGAAGGGCCCCUGUACCUAUUAGAGUAAGCAAAUAGGGUGUUCUUUGUAUGGAACUAUUUCGCAGAGCUGGAACGAAAAGGCUUUUUUCUUUUGGUAGCUUCUGGUAGAGAAGAGGGAAUCAAAGUUUGUUGUAUUCCACAUACGGCGCUAAUGUACUCAUGGUAGUACAUAGAUGUGUCCCAUGGAGGGUGAAGUAUGUUGAUAUAAGGGGUGCUCAUAGUGCCAAUGGUAUAGACCAAAGCACUAGUGAAGCUUCCCAUAGUGUGCAUAAAAGGGGGUGUGUGAGAGUGGCUAGGAUUGCUCUCCCUGGCUAGCAGCGCAUGAAGCUCCUGGCGAAGAAGAGGUGCCUUCCUCAAUGUGAGAGAGGGUAUUUAGAGUUGAAGUCUGGUCAACCUAGCCAGCCUAGCCUGAAAAGGCUAGGCAUGCUGAACCCCUGCCAGAGUGUGCAGGGAGCAAGGUGCAUGGGAAUGAGGGGGCAUCCUAUGAUACCUUCUAGAAGUGAGCAUUUAGAUUGGACCCAGUAGUGAGCCUAAGCACCUGGGCUAUCCAGAACAUAAGUAAAUAACAGAAAGGAGUGAAACUGAAGGUGUUACCUGGUAAAGGUGAAUUUACAUGUCUGCUGGGAAAGAGAAAAGUCGAAAGAGUGAUAGGAAGAAGGAAAAAGGAAAAAGGAGGAGGUUACAGUGGAAAAUGGAAGGAAAUGAAAGAGUGAGUGAAGUAGUAAAAAAAAUGGAAGGACCCUCAGGUUCCGCUUCGGAACCUCUCCUUGGUUUGGACGAGAAUGGAUUCUCCUCAACGCUUCCUAUCACAAUCUAUUAACUCCGACGCUCCCGUCACCAAGGACCAGAUCACCACCGUCUCCAACCAGAUCGUCGCGGCCAUCCACCAGAUCAUCGUCAACGGCGCCGCCUUAGUCUCGUACUCCCAAAACAUCACCGCCGCCGGAGACUCUGUAUUCCCGCAGGAUCCGUCGGAUGCGCCGCCGCAUGCAAAGAAGCCGAGGCUAGAAUUCUCCACCGCCGACAAGGCCAAACAGGUGCUCGAUUUGAAAGUCGAGGUUGUAGAAGACGACGAUGCAGCAGAAGACUGCGAAAUCGUGGAGCUCGACACCAUGGAAUUGCUUGCGGAGGGAGCACAUUCAUUUCUGCGAGAUAUGCGGAAAACGGUUCAGUCGCGAUGCGCAUCUUCGUAUGCACAUGCGCGCGCACGGGAACUAGUUCAAGACGCCAGAAGCGUUGGCGAGGCCGCUGGAGCCACGCGCCGCCGAGCCACACGAUUCUCUUGUCUGUUCGAAGGCUGCAACGGGAACAAGCUAUGCCGGAAGUUCAGGCCGUUGAAGUCGAUCGUUUGCGUGAAGAACCAUUUCAAGAGGAGUCAUCGUCAGAAGAUGUACUCCUGUAACCAAAAUGAGAAAAUCAAUCAAAAAAAUAUUAAAUAUUGA
Gastrolobium bilobum is the source of this 1512-nucleotide messenger RNA. RefSeq names its product zinc finger protein STOP1 homolog. The transcript has a single exon. Lineage: Eukaryota; Viridiplantae; Streptophyta; Magnoliopsida; Fabales; Fabaceae. Gene Ontology annotation, biological process: response to acidic pH; response to aluminum ion. Bases 853 to 1512 code for a protein of 219 amino acids. The record is from RefSeq and is a predicted model, not a curated record.